CCUCCAUCGCCUCCCCCACUUCCCCACUUUCCCGCCAUGCCCAGCCCCCUCCGCCCGCUCGCACGCGCCCUCCGGCACUUUUCGUCCGCCCCCGCCCGUGCCUCCUCCUACCCAUUCAACCCCUCCGCCAUCGCCCGCCCGUCCACCACGCCCCUCCCGCCCCCCCCCGCCCUCCUGCAUCCCAAGAACGGGUGGUCCCUCAUCACCCACCUCAACAACGCCGCCGCCCAGUCCCCCUGGGCACACCUCUUCGCCCGCCGCAGCAAAGACCGUCUCCCCGCCGGCUCCGUCCUCACAGUCAUCACCUACAGCGACCCUGCGAGGAAGAGCAUCUCCCCCUUCAGCGGCGUCCUGAUGGGCACCAAGCGGCGUGGCGUCGACACGUGCUUCCGCUUGCGCAAUAUCGUCAACAAGGCCGGCGUCGAGAUGACCUUCAAGCUGAAUUCACCCAUGAUCAAGGAGAUAAAGGUCGUCAAGCGGGCGGAAAAGGCAAAGGGACAGCUGAAGGAUCUGAAGAGGGCAAAGGUCAACUAUCUGCGGGAGAGACCGGCGGUUAUGGCGGCUAUUGCGAGGGCCUUGAAGACCGCCAAGCAGAACGAGGCUGCCGCUGGCGAGUCAUCAUAGGCAGGGAUGUGACGUGCAUGUUUUUGUCUAGUUUGGCGUUCGAUGCAGUGCAUUAUCAUCC
Cryptococcus deneoformans JEC21 is the source of this 685-nucleotide messenger RNA. RefSeq names its product 50s ribosomal protein l19, putative. Gene Ontology annotation, cellular component: ribosome; mitochondrial large ribosomal subunit. The coding region runs from base 37 to 624 and encodes 195 amino acids. Gene Ontology annotation, biological process: translation. Gene Ontology annotation, molecular function: structural constituent of ribosome. The transcript is spliced from 2 exons. The record is from RefSeq and is a predicted model, not a curated record. Lineage: Eukaryota; Fungi; Basidiomycota; Tremellomycetes; Tremellales; Cryptococcaceae.